Molecule: messenger RNA, 1356 nt
Organism: Patiria miniata (bat star)
Lineage: Eukaryota; Metazoa; Echinodermata; Asteroidea; Valvatida; Asterinidae
Product: alpha-N-acetylgalactosaminide alpha-2,6-sialyltransferase 2-like
Exons: 10
Coding region: 1-1350 (449 amino acids)
Molecular function (GO): sialyltransferase activity
Source: RefSeq, a predicted model, not a curated record
AUGAUUUGUAAACUUUUCAACUGUAAAUCGUCCGGACAUGGUAGAUUCAUCUCUAACAGAGUCGUCCGAUUGGUGUUAGCGUUGUGUCUUGGAAUGACGGUCUACACGUUAGUGAUCGGAACGUUCAAGUUCACAACCAUCCAAACUAUUCGAGAAAGGAUACCCUUUUUAGCAAAUAAAGCGUUUACGAUCCGUCCGUUGACUUCCGGCAGAAAUGACACCUUACACAGCACCGCUCCUCAGAUGAAGGAAGAAUCUGGCAAUCUUCCCAACAUCGACACUCUGAUUCAAGGAAUUGCUUUCAACCAAACUUACAAGGAUGCAUUAGCUGCAGACAUAGAGAGGAGAGAAGCGCAAAGACCAAGUAACUGGAGACUGAGUGAUGCUCAGUACACAUCCGACACCCAGUUUGUAAAUUAUAUGAACUGUGCAACGUCGGUACGUAAAAAGCUUCUUCUCGAGUCGUUUUUCACCAAAAAGUAUCUGCCCGAGGUUCCAAUUUUAAUAUGGAAUAAACACUACAGUCAAGAGGAAUAUGAGCGUUUAGCACAGUUUCGCAGCAUUUUCGGAUGGAAAGUUGCCAGUGCUUCCGUAAUCUCCUCUGCUCUGAGUCUGUUGAAUACGACGAGUAACACGUACAUGUUUGACCACGACCGAUCACCUGGACAAGACGGAUGCACAUCGUGUGCGGUAAUCGGGAAUGGUGGAAUACUGAAUGGUUCUAAGAUGGGAAAGGAAAUAGACUCGCAUGAUUAUGUCUUCAGGGUCAAUGUUGCUUUAACUAAAGGUCAUGAGGAAGACGUAGGAACCAAGACAUCGUUUUAUUGUGCGGCUUUCCGAUCUCUGUCUAACUCAGUAAUGAGUGGUGCAAGAUACGGUUUCCAUGCUCCACCAUAUCAAAAGGGCAUCAGAUACGUGUUCUUUCCCAAAACGGACUGGGCCUACAUGUUUCUUAGUGCUGUAUUCAGUGACAAACCCGCACCCCGAAAUCCUGCAGAUGGAAGAUCGCCCCCGAAAUUCCAGACGAAGCUGACAGCAAACGACGUGAAGUUGGUUCAUCCGGACUUUGAGAGAUACAUCAGAGACAGAUGGGUAAACUCUACAAGACGUAAAAACGUAGAAUUCUAUCGUCCGUCUACUGGUGCUAUUAUGCUCAUCCUUGCGUUACAUACUUGUGACAAGGUGGAUGUGUACGGAUUCGCCGGGAGUUUUACAAAAUACUCGGAAUAUUACUACGACACUGCGUUUCGGAAACACGUAUCGUAUCUCAACCAUGACAGCGACAUUGAGAAGGAACUCUGGAUCCAACUACAUCAACUGGGCAUCAUUAACCUGUACACCAGGGAGUGAGUUCAU